Molecule: messenger RNA, 2919 nt
Organism: [Torrubiella] hemipterigena
Lineage: Eukaryota; Fungi; Ascomycota; Sordariomycetes; Hypocreales; Clavicipitaceae
Source: the annotation of a GenBank genome assembly
AUGAGGUCCUCUGUUGGCCUUCGCUUGUCCUGGACGGCGCUGCUAUGCAUCGUGGCUCUUUUCAUCGGGCUUCUCCAACCCGCAGCAUCUGUUAAGGAACACGACUUCAAAAAAUGCGACCAAUCCGGCUUCUGUAAACGAAACAGAGCCUAUGCCGACACCGCAGCCUCGACGAGCAGCUGGGCUGCCCCCUACAACAUCGUCCCAUCGUCCGUCACCUUCAAGGAUGGCCAACUCAAUGCUAUCAUUCUCAAAACCAUCGAUGCUUCUGGCGCGACUGUUCGAUUGCCAAUCACCGUGUCCUUUUUGAGCUCUGGAUCUACACGCGUGACCAUUGACGAAGAGCGUCGCCAGCAAAAGGAUAUCGAGCUUCGUCACGACAGCAAGGCCCGCAAGGAACGAUACAACGAAGCCGAGAAAUACACCAUUGUCGGUGGCCUUGAAUUGGAUAAGACCUCUACCGUUGCCAGCCAAGACGACAAAGAAAUUCGUAUUGUAUAUGGUCCCGACUCGAAGCUCGAGGCAGCCAUCAACUUUGCUCCCUUUGAAGUUGACUUUAGACGGGAUGGAAACUCUCACAUCAACUUCAACGACCGAGGACUCUUGAACUUUGAGCACUGGAGAGCGAAGCGCGAAAAGGAGGAGCCCAAGGAAGGUGAGGAAGCAAAGCCCGAAGUCUCAGAGACUGGAGAGGACGAGAGUACCUGGUGGGACGAGACCUUUGGUGGCAACACCGACUCCAAACCCCGUGGACCUGAAAGCAUUGCACUGGACAUCUCUUUCCUUGGAUACGAGCAUGUCUACGGUAUCCCUGAACACACCGGCCCUCUGUCUUUGAAGCAAACACGCGGCGGCGAUGGCAACUUUGAUGAGCCGUACCGCAUGUACAACUCGGACGUUUUCGAGUACAUUCUUGACAGCCCCAUGACACUCUACGGCUCUAUUCCUUUCAUGCAAGCUCACCGCAAAGGAUCUUCCGUUGGUGUCUUCUGGCUGAACGCGGCCGAAACUUGGGUUGAUAUCACCAAGGGCAAGGCCGCCAAGAACCCUUUGAACGUUGGCACAACCGGCAAGACCAACACCCAGACGCACUGGAUUUCUGAGAGCGGCAUUCUCGAUGUUUUUGUCUUCAUGGGACCUACACCCAAGGAUGUGACUACGUCAUAUGUCAACCUGACUGGCCGCUCUGCGAUACCGCAAGAGUUUGCCAUUGGUUAUCACCAGUGCCGCUGGAACUACAUUUCCGAUGGCGAUGUCAAGGACGUCGACCGCAAAUUUGACAAGUUCAAGAUCCCCUACGAUGUCAUCUGGCUCGAUCUUGAAUACCUUGAUGACCGCAAAUUCUUCACUUGGGAGCCUCACUCAUUUACCGACCCUGUCGGUAUGGGACAGCAGCUCCUCGAUCACGGACGUAACCUUGUGGUUCUCAUUGAUCCCCAUAUCAAGAAGCUCGAAGGAUACUCUGCCUACGACCAGCUUACGUCCAAGAACUUGGCUGUCCGCGACAAGGAAGACAACAUCUACGAAGGUUGGUGCUGGCCGGGCGCCGCCCACUGGGUCGACUGCUUUAACCCCAAGGCUGUUGAGUGGUGGAAGUCGCUUUUCAAGUAUGACACUUUCAAGGGCACCCUUUCGAACACUUUCAUCUGGAACGAUAUGAACGAGCCUUCCGUCUUCAACGGGCCAGAGACAACCAUGCCCAAGGACAACUUGCAUCACGACAACUGGGAGCAUCGUGAUGUGCAUAACCUCAACGGAAUGACCUUCCACAACGCUACCUUUGAAGGUAUGAAGUCACGCAAGAAGGGCGAGCUGCGCCGCCCAUUUGUACUCACCCGAUCAUUCUACGCCGGCUCUCAGCGUCUUGGCGCUAUGUGGACUGGUGAUAACCAGGCUGACUGGGACCACCUUGCUGCGUCCAUUCCUAUGGUGCUUAACCAAGGUGUUGCUGGUUUCCCCUUUGCUGGCGCUGACGUUGGUGGUUUCUUUGGAAACCCUGACAAGGAUUUGCUGACACGCUGGUACCAAACUGGUAUCUUCUACCCAUUCUUCCGUGGCCAUGCUCAUAUCGAUUCUCGCCGCCGUGAACCCUACCUUCUCGGAGCCCCGUACACUGACAUUAUCACGGCUGCUCUCCGCCUCCGCUAUGCGUUGCUCCCAUCCUUCUACACUGCUUUCUUCCAGGCCAACCGCGAUGGAAGCCCCAUUGUGCGACCAAUGUUCUGGACGCACCCAUCUGAGGAGUCAGGCUUUGCAAUUGACGACCAGCUCUUUGUUGGCUCCACUGGUAUCCUCGCUAAACCUGUCGUUGGCAAGGACACGUUCUCUGUCAACAUUUGGAUUCCAGAUGACGAAGUUUACUACGACUACAGCACUUAUAAUGUCAUGGCCACUCAGCGUGGCAAGUCUGUUUCUGUGGCUGCACCUCUUGAGCACAUCCCCAUGCUCAUGCGCGGUGGUCACAUCUUCCCUCGUCGCGACAUUCCUCGCCGCUCUAGCGCUGCUAUGCGAUUCGACGACUACACCUUGGUGGUCUCCGUUUCUAAGAGUGGCACUGCGGAGGGUGAGCUCUACGCCGAUGAUGGUGACAGCUUUGAACACGAAAAUGGCCAAUACAUUUACCGUCGAUUCAACCUGUCUGGCAAGACGCUCCAGUCCGUGGACGCAGAUGGCCGUGAUGCCAAGUCUGUCAAGCCUGGCAAGUGGAUGUCCGCGAUGAAGGACGUCCACGUCGAUAAAAUUAUUAUUGUUGGUGCCCCCAGCGAUUGGGAUACCAAGGAGGCUGAGAUUACUUCCGAGGGCCGCACUUGGAAGGUUCGCGUUGCCUACCAGCCUGCUGAGAAGGGACGUGCUGCAUAUGCCACUGUUGGGCGUGUUGGAGCUGCCAUUGGCGCAGACUGGACCAUCACCAUUGCAUAG